Molecule: messenger RNA, 6884 nt
Organism: Paramuricea clavata
Lineage: Eukaryota; Metazoa; Cnidaria; Anthozoa; Malacalcyonacea; Plexauridae
Source: the annotation of a GenBank genome assembly
AUGAGCAAAACGCAGAAAAGCCAGGAAAAUGUUUCCACAGCGAUAAUUAAAGAAUGGGAUGGUGCCACAGGUGGCGUAUGGGUAGCUGGGAUACCAAUCAUUCCAGGCACUAUGUUGAAACUUGCUGAACAUAAUUACGAUCAUUUUGCGCCUCAGGCCAAAACAGCCUACGUUGUUGGACAUGGAUAUGCAAUUGAGAGAGCUCGUGAAGCAGGUACGUAAAGUGUUAAUGCACUGUUUUAGCAAUGAGUGUGCGGAAUUAAUGCGGAGUGGAAUGUUUUUAAAUUCUAUUCAAAACUUUCUUUUUCGAUAAUAUCCCCAUUAGCAUAAAACUGCUUUCAAUGGGCUGCGUCUGGACUAUACGUAUAAGGCAACUACAAUCAUUGACAAUUAUACAAAACCGUAACUUGAAUAAUAACCGAAUAAUUAUUACGAUAUUUACAAGGUAGAUAUUUACAAGGUCGCGAGAACUGGAUGGCUUAUUGACUUAAACCAUUUCUAUAGGCAUAAAUUACAUUUCAUUACUCAGCUCCCCUGUAUUUGAACUUUUUGGAGAAAUCAUCUUUUAGAUAUUGGAAGUGACAGAUUUAUAUUAUUAUUUCCGAUGUUACUGGACAAAUAUAAUACUGUUAUUUAGCCAAGAGCCACCCGACGAGCGCGUAGGGCAGAGCUCGUGGCGAGGGUACUAAUUCCGGCUUAGUCGGUUAUUUACUGUACAUCCGGGGAAAGGAAAGCAUUAGCGAAGUCUAAAGUUCAUCAAUAAUCGCGGCGCAUGGCUAUGCAUUGGUGGUCAUCUCACCAGCUGAUCUAAAAAAUAUAGCUGUUUGUUAAGAGUGAAGGAAGCAAAGAUUAAAAAAAGCAUGACGGAAGGCUUGGAAAUCGUUUCACACAAUAAAUUGUAAGUCACCUUUUUCAAAUUUCAAGGGUAAGUUUGUUUUCACUGUAUAUGAAUGACUUUGCAUUGCUGUUCAUUUCCGCCUGGAAGCACUGAAAACGUACAGCUUCCGUUUAAAUUUCAUUAUAUGCGAAUGUUUCUUUGAAUUAACUUGUUUUAUUUUUUUAUAAAAGCUCCAAAAAAGGCGUUCAAACAUGAUGUAAAUUCAUUUUUUUUUUUAUCAAUGUACGAGUAAUAAGUUGAAGAAUUUAUCGGCAAAAAGCAGUUAAUUUCAGUGAACAUUUAAAAACGUUUUACAGAGCGUUUCAUGAUGAAUUUUACAUUAUAAUAAAGCCUAUGCAUAAAAUGCUAAAUGACAUACCUAUUUUAUAUAUCUGAGAAAUCCGUAGUUCUGUUGUUAAAAGUGUAAAACAUUAACUUAUUUUUGCUGUUUGUAAAAAAUAUUUAAUAACAAUUAACAAUGAUCGUCUUGCCACAGGCUGCGUGUCAGGUUCUAUGCUUAAAAUAGAGCCUGCUACUGAAGUCAAUAAAAAGUGGAUCGAAUUAGUUCAUAGACUGACUCUAUAAAUUAUUAAACUGUUCACAAUAAAAUUCACGUCAAUUGAUCUCAGCUGUGGAUUUUAUAACACAUCUGGAAUUUAAGUAUAUAAUAUGUCCUCUUCAACCUCUCUUAAUAAUUAUUUAGUAUGUAAUUCCUGGCCGUUUAAUAAAAAUUGGAAUAUUUAUUUUCGAGAUAUUGGCGGGAAAAUUGGCCGUUAUUCUCAUGUUUUAAAUUAGCUUUGAUAAUCUAAUUAACAAUCGCCGUUUUGAUUGGGUGUUAUUUUCGUGCAUUCAAAUCACUGUCCACUUUUUAUUGUCCACUCUUUUCAAGCAUAGAGCCAGACAAAUGCCCAAGCUAGUGUUGCCAUGGCUAACAUGACGCGAGCGACGCAAGCCUGCCUUCGGUACGUGUUGGCAUAAAUAAAUGUUGAAACAAUGUUUGGGAAAAUGUGGGCGAGGGGUUGUUGCAUGCAAUUAUUUCUCCUUUAAUUUCAAUUCAAUUUGUUUAUCUUACAUUCAUUUGUCAAUCACGGCGGGAAAUUUGAACUAGCUUUCGCCCAUAAAAAGCCUGCGUUAUGUGCUUGCCCGCGGUUUGUAAACGCGCUACUUCAUGUUAGUAUCAUCAUAAUAUAUAAAGACAAUAUGGCUGACCACAAAUGCGAAUCUGAGCUCAGAGAGAGUAAUUUUGAUGAGGUAGAAUUAAACAAAGCUUUAAAGGAGCUACGAAAUCUGGUAGUCUAUUGCCAAAAGCCAUUUUGGAGAAUUUCGCUAUCGUUUAAGUUAUGGUGUGGGGGAUUUUUUUCGCAUGGCAAAUUAGUGGCAUGCGAUGAAUGUCAACACGAUGUAGUGUUAGAAAGCCUUGGAAAAUAGUUCUUGAUGUUGGUUUUCCUGUGGAGAUAUUUUCAAUUCUCAAAGAAAUGGUUAAGCCGUUAAGGAGUCAAAUUUUGUCGCAUAUUUUCACGAGUCCUGGCUUUCAUGUGUGAUGGCUUUUACAUCUCGUCUUCCUGUGGCCAAUCUAUUUUUGCGGUUAACGCAAUCUGACAUGCCAAGAGAAGGUUUUUUAACAAAAAGUUUAAAACAAUUAAUAGGAUUGAGGCCAUUAUCUCUGAUGAGAAACAGUUGGGAAUUGUGUAUAAAUAUAUAAUUACGACAAAGAAGAAAUUCACGAUUUUCCCAUGGCUUUUAGAAUGACCAUAUAUAAGGCUUCCCACAACACUUGUAACGAAAUGUGCCGGGCAUUUUACCUGACUAUGGCAAGGAAUAUAUAUACUCUGCGAAAAUACUCAAGUAUUAACAUUAACAAUAGGGGGAUUCAAGGUUUCCGAUGCCAUAGCAAAACACAAUAGUGCAAGGGGUGCAAACACAAUGGAAUUCUCUAUAGGUAAAUUUCAGAGGGUGCAAACACAAUGGUGAAAACAAUAGAUUCAAGAUGGCGUCGGAAACUUUAAACCCCCCUUUUAAAUGGGUAGGUUAAGUCUCGGAGUGGCCGAGGUUUCGUUCAGAGUAAAUAAUCAAGAAAUACGGCUGCUUGAAUUGUGUCAGUCUGCCAUUGCAUUUUAAUUUUAAUUAAGUUAAAAUGAAGAAAGCAGACAGAAAAUAGACUCCCUAUUAUAAUUGUUGUAUUUUUGCUAACAGCAACAGAUUUAACAAUUUCAGACAUAAUUUCAUUAUUGCAAUAAAAGAACUUCUCAUCUGUUGAGCUCUUUCUCAUCAAACGACAGUUGAAGUUGGAUGAAUCUGCGCCCAAUCCGCCAAAAAAGACGGUUUCUGAAGUGGCAGGCACACAUUUCUAACAUAAUCAUGCCUAAAAAUCAUCUGCUGCCUAUUUCUAGUAUGACUGUGCAUUGCAUAGGCAACAAUGUGCACAUGGUUGCCUUCGCGUCUCUUCAUAGUGUAAACACCAAGUGUAACGCUAUACUUCUCAAACAUCCACUUGGAAUGCGCAGCGACAACCUUGCCAAUAUUCCAUUAACUUGGGGAAGGUGAAUAUAGCCAAAUAGAGACAAAGCAGACCAGUAUUCAUGAGGUCGCCAGGAAUAAUUUCUCAACUUUAUCAGCAGAGAAAUGAUACAUCGAGAAAAGCGAAAUGGACUAACAAAGCCUUAGAGCAAUAAACACAAUAAUAAUGAGUUUUGUGUAAUUUGUUUAACAUCAGUACUGUUGCCCUUGAUGGCACUCACCAAAUUCAUACAACCAAACAAUAUAAGCCAACCGAAUCGUUACCUGUGAAUCGAUAGGUAAAAGUCUUAUCAUGUGUUCGUUCUUCAAAUAACCACUUUUAACUAAUUGCUCUUUCUUCAAAUAACCACUCAACUAACUAGUGGCCUUAACAUUAACCCCCAGAGACACAAAAUACAAGGCAUUUUUUAAUACCAUGUACUGGGGCAUUUGCCCGACUGGGCCCCUACCUCUGCCCCACCACUGAAGAAAGAAAAUGGCCUAUUGCCCCAAAGCCAGGGCCCUAGAACCUGUAUUGAAUAAAUGUAGAGUUUAACAUUGAAAAGAAGUUUAAGGUGGCUCGAUACAGUUAUCACAGAAACCCUGCUCAAGAAUCGCGAAGAAAACCGGGUGACCAUUUUUACGGCGCUGGUCGCGGAAACUGAUUAAGAAAAUGAAAGAACUUCCAAAAUGACCUGACGUGAGCAGUUGCUCGUGCCAUCUCACGUGUUCUUUAGCGUUUUAUGUCAAUUGCUGACGUCAUUAGAAUUUUUCAUUUUAGAAAAACAAUGCGCUAUAUCACUUUAUUUUUUCUGGUGACCUAUGUUUAAAUUUUGCAUGCUGUAUUGCACCGCUAAAAACUUUCAUUAUACAAAAAAUAAAAAAUUGUGUAAUGCAAAAACAUUUUACCGAAGAGUACGACAUUUUCGCAUUUUCCAAAAAAUUGGCAUUACCGAAUUUUUUAUAUUUUGCUAAUUGUUAGAUUUUCGUCCAAGUAAAAUAAUGCACGAAAAAAAUGGGGUCACCAUGCUUCUUUUCCAACCAUACCAAACGAUAGGCCAUUUUGGCGUGAAUUUCGUACACGUAUGUCGUCAGAGCAACGAAUUAUCUGUUACUAAAACUAAUAUAAUUUGAAAGUAGAGAUAUUUAAAUAUGUAAAACCCCGAUAUCUGCUGAAUAAAUCCUAAAAAUUCGUAGCUUGAACAUGUCAAAAUGUUGAACACCUUAAUUUUUGAAAACUGCAUCGAGACACCGAGCAUAGUUAAACUUCUGUUAUGUUUGAAUGUUUAGCAAGGAAUUUACUACAAAUUUCACCAUUAAAACUUUGUUUUGAGAAGCUGAGAUUUUUUAAAAAUGUGUUCUGAGAAUGCAGCAAAUGCUAUUUAAGAGAUUCAAAUAUUUAAAAAAUAGCUUCAACCCCCCUAGCUAACUCGUGCCUGCGGUACUCUGAUCACACCUUCGGCGAUCGCAUACUAAGCUGGGGGAGAGCAAGGAAAAUGGGCCCUUUGGCAGUUUUGCCCUACCACUGAAGAAUCCUAAAAAAAUGAACUGACCAAAUACCUCCUAUAAUACUACACUCAUGCAUGUAUGUAUCAAAUAUAUCUGUUAGAGACGAAAUGUUGGGGGGCAGAUUGCUAUUAUAUAGCAAGAGUUAAUUUCAGAAGUUGAUUGUAUAGAUUUGCACUGCAUUAUUUUUUAGAUGCAGCGGUUCAAGAACUGCUUUUUCACAAAGUGAACCAAUGAGAGGUUUAAAGUUUUGAUAUAAAAUUAGCAAUCAAUUGUGUUACCUUUUUUUCUCUGUGUAAUAGCUGUUAGCUUAUCUGAUACUUUUGUUUAAACUGAGAUACUUUGCAUGCCACGUCAACUGGGAUUAUAGCUCCAAGUUUUCCAAUUGCAGUCCAAGGUUUUGCCAAAUUUACCUUGUAAACACGAAAGAUCACCUGCAGACACAUUUUAAAAACUAGAAAAGGAUGUGACUGAGUUGGACAGUUCGCCAUUUAUGAAUGCCACAAACUUCAAAACCAAAUUUAACUGCCAUGAUACACAAAUGAUAUGUUUUCCCCUGGAUAGCAUGACAUUUCUCCGCAAGAGAUUGACACAAUUCUACAAUAGCAUCAUGUGUUUCAUUGCAAUUUGCCACAGACAACAAAAAAUUAUCAUUAGUCUAGUACUAGUCACUCGAGGACCAACAUUUGGAAAACUAACCAACUAUGAAACAGAUUCAUCCCGUUUCCCGUUUCUCAUUUCUUCAAUUGGACACAAUUGUUUCAAAACUCAAAAUUGUAUGAAACGAUUUUCUAAAUAUCUAAUUUUGAAAUCACUGAGGAUGUCCAAUCACGAAACCUUGGAUAAUAGCCUCGCGCACGUGAUAAUUGAUGAAUUUUAGACUUCGCUUUCCUUUAUCCGGGUGUAAAUAGCAGAGCGCAAUUAUUACUCUCGUCCAGGAUUCUUGCCAUUGGCUGGCGGAAAUAAACAUGUAAUUUUUCCGAUCCACUCCACUUAAACACUUCCCAACGAAGGGCCUUCGCUUGAAACGGAAAGUUUUGUUCAUAUGGUGCUUCCUUCCCUCUCCCACUUCAUGCAACUGUCUAUACCUGCAAUGUGCGGGGAAUGGCAGUUUACGAUGAACAUUAUACCACCUCAAUCAAAUAUUGACUGAUUAUUUUCCAGCUUAAGCCAAAUCAUGUAAGCACUACGAAUGUGGAAGACAGUCUUCAUUAUUUCGUAGGUCAAAGCACAUAGGAAACAGAGAAAAUCCAAUAACGAAUUUUUUUAUCAGGUCGAAGUGAAGAAAAUCUCCGUGAAAAGCUGCUAUUUGAGGCUUACUCAAUUGACGGCUAUGCCUGUCAUUUUCUCACUGAUGCAUUUGCCACUGGACAUAUGAGGUACGAUGUUACAGCUCCAACAACAAAGACAGAAAUUCAAGAAGAAACUAAACAGCAACAACGGCAACGGCAUGCAACGACAAUGACAACGACAACAAUAACGACAACGGAAACGGCAACAACACCAAUUACUAAUAAUUUCAUUUGGAACCAAUCAAAUGUAUAGUUUGUAGUGCAUGAGUAUUACUCAUAUACUUUUAUUUAUUUACUAUUAGGGAAUUAAUUAACGUGAAAAAUGACUGAACAAAUAAUUGGAAAUCAACAGGAAUAACCGUGCUCUGUUUCUGAAAGAGAUGCGCAUUCUCUGUCCCACUCUACAAAAUAAAUUAAUUAUGUCUUUUCUUUUCGUUUGUAAUGCUCUCUUUCAUUCUAGAACACCAAGGGCUGCCUUACCUAUGAAAGUCACGCCAGCCGUCAUAGGACAUCUUCUAUGUAAAUACAUGCAUGAUGAAGACAGCAAAUUUGGCAUUCGUGUUACCAACGUCCGUGGGAACACAUUGGUUGCUUACGGAGGUGGAAGGCUCAUGGAAGAAGCCGACAAGGUAAUCAUACUCUACAAUUCUUGGAUUUUAUACGUAAAGCCAAUGCUAAACGUUGCGUUUUUACUCCACGCCGGGCACAGAUGA